GAUGGAGCUGCAAGAACAGAGGAUUGUCAUGGCACCUUGAGGGUACUGACAGCCUUAAUUCUCCCUGUCAAUACACAACUUCUCUAACUGCACACCUUGUGUCUGAGCCUCCUCUACAGACCCAUAAAUACAGACCAAUCCCUCACUCCUCCACACUCAGGCUGCUGCUCUCCCAUCCUGCAGGUGACUCCCAGCCAUGAGGACCCUCGCUCUGCUGGCUGUCAUUCUCCUGGUGGCCCUCCAAGCCCAGGCUGAGCUCCUCACAGUGAAUGCUGAUGAGGUUGUGGACCAGCAGCAGUCAGGGGCAGAGGACCAGGACAUGGUUGUCUACUUUACAGAGGAUGAAAUCCCGGCUCCUGAGGCUGUAGGUGUAAAAGGCCUCUGUACUUGCAGAAGAAACUUCUGUCCAAAUUUGGAACGCCGUAUUGGAUCCUGCAGAAAGCAUGGUGUCACUGGCUCACUCUGCUGCCGCAGAAGAUGAAGAACAGAGAAAAACAAAUACCUUAUCUACUUUUACACCUUAGGGAAACCUGUUUUCAC
Messenger RNA from Ochotona princeps (American pika), 540 nucleotides. RefSeq names its product defensin alpha 4 (gene DEFA4). Lineage: Eukaryota; Metazoa; Chordata; Mammalia; Lagomorpha; Ochotonidae. Gene Ontology annotation, cellular component: extracellular region; extracellular matrix. Gene Ontology annotation, biological process: cellular response to lipopolysaccharide; antibacterial humoral response; disruption of plasma membrane integrity in another organism. The record is from RefSeq and is a predicted model, not a curated record. Bases 197 to 481 code for a protein of 94 amino acids. The transcript has 2 exons.